Messenger RNA from Amphiprion ocellaris (clown anemonefish), 1056 nucleotides. RefSeq names its product mitochondrial ribosomal protein S26 (gene mrps26). NCBI's taxonomy places the organism in Eukaryota, Metazoa, Chordata, Actinopteri, Pomacentridae. The record is from RefSeq and is a predicted model, not a curated record. The transcript has 4 exons. The coding region runs from base 155 to 778 and encodes 207 amino acids. Gene Ontology annotation, cellular component: mitochondrial small ribosomal subunit.
CGGUCAGAGGGCACAAAAAUGGCCGCCGUCUUAUAUCGAUAACGUUUCUGUCUCAAUGUUAACUUAAACUGCGGGCUUUACACCCUAAUUAUCUACAUAACCGUUACAUUUAGCAACUGAGAAUCCGCACCUGUUACCUCAUUUCGACGCCGACAUGUUCCAGGUUAUCGGCGGGAGGAGCGUCCAGGCAGCCCGGCUGCUCGCUCCCAGGAGCGCCGUGCUCGUGGAGGCUGUCCGGGGCAGAAAGUCCCGUAACGACCCGGUGGCCAAGUCCAAGGAGGGCCGGAUAAAAACGCCUCCCCCGGUGGAUCCGGUGGAGAUGGUGGUCCUGAAGGAGAGAUACUCCGAGUACCAGCUGAUCAUGAGGGCGCUCCGUCUGGAGUUUAAGGAGGAGGUGCUGCGAAAGAGGUACGAGGAGGAGACGGGCUCCCGGGCCGAGGAAAGAGCGAGGCAGGAGGCUGAGGAGCAUCAAGCCCUGAUGGCAUGGAACGACCAGGAGAACCUCCGUUUGCUGAAACUCAGAGUCCUGAGGGUCCAGCAGGAGGCGGAAGAAGCUCAGCGGAAGAAGAUGGAAGUUAUAAUGCAGCGAGAACAGCAGCAGCAGGAAUUACUCAAAGAGAAGGAGAAGGAGAUUUUGCAGCUGCAGGAGGAUAUAAAAAACUUCAUCACCUUGGAGAACCUGGAUCAGCGAAUCGAAGAAGCUCUGGACAAUCCAAAGAAUUACAACUUUGCCAUCGACAAAGAAGGGAGAGUAGUCAAACAGACACUGCUGCAGUGAUGAACACAAACGGAGGACAUUCGGACAUGUUUCUGUCGCAGUCGGGACUGUGAUCCAGGUUUAAGGCUUGAACCCACUUUGGAAAUGGAUUUUUUCUAACUUCAGAAGAAAGUUAACUCGCCUGUAAAUGGAAGAAUUCUCCUCCAGAGUUUAAUUAAAGUCUGCUCAUGUGUGGAGCUGACAGUUUAACCUCAGCCAUUAUUUUUCAUGUCAUUCUUAACAUAUUGUUGUGAUCAUUACUGUUAUUACUCAUGAUAAGUAAACUAAUGUAAACAGGA